AUGGCAUGUAGAAGAAGAAGGAAAGUUGACAUCAUACAGGGCAAGUUUGGCCUUGGAUUUCUGGAGUUUCGACUUGCGAAAUGGACAACUGCGAUAUGCCAACAAUUCAACUACAAAAACGACGUCCUCAUCGAAAGGAGGAGUUCAUUUCGCUUGUCGUUCUUUAGGAAGAGGAUUGUUGAAGACUCGGAAAUCAUGCAGGACGAUGACGCAAAGAGGCCGGAGCCCGGAUAA
Cylicocyclus nassatus is the source of this 234-nucleotide messenger RNA. NCBI's taxonomy places the organism in Eukaryota, Metazoa, Nematoda, Chromadorea, Rhabditida, Strongylidae. The record is from the annotation of a GenBank genome assembly.